AUGAUUAUUUCAACGACCAUUGCCAGUGCUAGUAGUAAUUAUUAUGGUGGCGGUUUUGAUGGAAAUGGUGGGAUUUUUUUAAAUGUUAUAGAGAAUUGUCUGGUUGGAUUCAAAUAUUUAUACGACUUCCAUUGGAACUUGAUGGAUGAUGAUUUGUUGGGAUUGUAUAAUGAGAAAGGUGUAUUUUUAUUAGCUGAAACUGAUUAUUUGAUUGCAAAGUCUGUUAAAAAUUGGUAUGAAAAUAAAAUUUCUCAAUUAUCAUUUAAAGAUUCGAUAAAAAUGUCGUCAUCAUCAUCAUAUCCAUACAUCCGUAAAUAUGCGCCGGCGACCACAACAGCAUGGACACAAAAGCAAACGGAAUUACAAGCAGGCUAUUGA
This is a messenger RNA of Entrophospora candida, 378 nucleotides long. Lineage: Eukaryota; Fungi; Glomeromycota; Glomeromycetes; Entrophosporales; Entrophosporaceae. The record is from the annotation of a GenBank genome assembly.